AUGAACUGUUCUGCGAUUAGACCCUCACAGGCCAAUGUUUGCCAAGAAAUGUUAUCCGAAUGCGACCUUGACCUUGAUCUCAAAAACGACCGGUAUCAUACUUACGAUGGGACAAUGGACUCGAAGUACCAGCCGGUGCGAUACUCAAUGACCUAUCCAGCCACUGAGCUCCAUAUUGCGAAAGCUCGAUCUGCUCCGACUGAGAUUUGGAUGGAGACGAAAGACAUGUUCGAGCGUCUCCAUCGACCCUUCAUUAGUUCGCAACUUCACUCUCUUCAGUGGGUUUACAAUAUUCUCGAUAAGAACCGAGAAAAGUGCAAUGAAGUGGAUAGAAUCGUCGUAGAAGAUCCUGAUCCAAAGACUGGUUUCCUCAUCGUCCCGGAUUUGAAAUGGGAUGGCAAGGACAUGAAGCAACUCAAUUUGUGCGUCUUGAUCAACAGGAGAGAUUUACCAACUGUACGGCACUUGAACGCCGAUCAUUUGGAAUUACUCGAGAAUAUUUUUAACAAAAGCUCGAAAGAAGUCUCGGCAAAAUACGGCGUCCCGGAAAAACAGCUCCGAAUGUAUUUCCACUAUCCGCCCAGCCACUACCACCUACAUGUUCACAUCACAUCAACGUACUUCGGCCAGGGCUGUAAUACCGAGCGCGCGAUUCUUCUGACCGAUGUGAUUGAAAACAUAAAACUCAAAUCAUCAUUUUAUGCUGAUAGAACGAUGUCACUGCCACUACGCGUUGGUCACAAACUGCACAAGAUUUUCGAAAACGAAUAA
Molecule: messenger RNA, 771 nt
Organism: Oikopleura dioica
Lineage: Eukaryota; Metazoa; Chordata; Appendicularia; Copelata; Oikopleuridae
Source: the annotation of a GenBank genome assembly